Molecule: messenger RNA, 1218 nt
Organism: Umbelopsis ramanniana AG
Lineage: Eukaryota; Fungi; Mucoromycota; Umbelopsidomycetes; Umbelopsidales; Umbelopsidaceae
Exons: 6
Coding region: 1-1218 (405 amino acids)
Biological process (GO): carbohydrate metabolic process; chitin catabolic process
Cellular component (GO): extracellular region
Molecular function (GO): chitin binding; chitinase activity
Source: RefSeq, a predicted model, not a curated record
AUGAAAUUGCUGACUCUCUCUGCUCUCGCCGGUGUCUUGAUUUCUCAGGCUGCUGCUCGCGCUGUCGGCAGUGAUGGAAAGCUUGUGGUAGGCUACUGGAUGAGUGAUGAUAUGAGCACACUCGAUUUUAGCAAGGUCACACACAUCAAUUAUGCCUUCUCGACCAUCCAAAACGGCGUCCCAUCAUCGCCUGCUACGCUGAAGAAGCUAGUACCUGCUGCACAUGCUGCGGAUACCAAGGUGUUACUAUCAAUCGGCGGCUGGGGAGGUGGCAAUGGAUUCACUCCCAGUUUCAACAAUAGCGCUGGUCGUGCAAAAUUUGUAGCGGCUACCAAAAAGCUUAUUGACGACACCGGAAUUGAUGGUGUUGACAUUGAUUGGGAAUACCCAGGAGAGCCCGGUGCUUGUGGUCAACCCUAUGCACUCUCCGACACCAAGAACUUUUUGACUGUGCUUAAACAAUUGCGAGCUGCCAUUGGUGAAGAAAAGCUGAUUACCGCAGCUACAGCAACGCAUCCAUUUUUUGAUGAGAGCGGAAAGCCUUCCAAGGACAUUUCUGCAUUCGCCAAAGUGUUUGAUUGGAUUAAUCUGAUGUCUUAUGAUCUCAAUGGUAUUUGGGGUCUUACAACCGGUCCAAAUGCCCCUAUGAUUAAGGGCCUUGGCGGUGUUAAGGCCAGUGUUGUUCAAGGUGUUACAGAUUGGCACAAGGCUGGUAUGCCUAUCGACCAAAUCGUCGUUGGAACCCCUUUUUACGGACACAACAUGACUUCCAUCAAAUCCAUGGCGAAAAAUGCUGGCACACACGAAUACGAUCCGGUCCAAGGCGGAAACACUGGGCACAACUGUAAUGGAGGUGGCUUCAGCACCGAAACUGGCUGGCAAGACAUCAUUCCUUACUUAUACAAAAACCGAACUACUGCCAUUCCUCCUUGGGUUCGCAAAUUUGAUACUAUCACACGAACACCGUGGUUGACCAAUAGUGAGACUAAUGAAUUUAUCUCAUACGAUGACCCUAUUUCAUUAGCUGAAAAGGUAGACUAUGUGGUUUGCAUGGACUUGCUAGGUGUCAUGACUUGGGAACUUUCCUUGGAUAACGGAGAGCUUUUGCCGGUACUCAACCAAAUUUCAGAAAAGGCAGCAAAGCAUGGCAAAUCGAAGCAUGGCAAGCAUGGUCAUGACUCUUCCAAAUGUAUCCCCACCGGACCUGUUACUCAUUAA